AUGGUAAGUAUCGGUGUGGGGAACCGUCGCUCCGAGGCCCGCGCCCCGGUUUUCCGGGCUGCGCGUACUCGCCGGGCUUUGCCGCGGUGUCCGUUUCGUGCUUUCGAGAAGCCGGCCCGGGCUGUGAUGCUCGCUCCCGGACUCGUGGUGGCGAGAUCUGGGCCCGCGAGCGAUGCCAGGAGGCCCCUCGAGUUGUUUCCUCUCACUCGACCCAGUCUCUGUAAAAAAUGGGAGGCAGCUGUGAGAAGAAAAAACUUUAAACCCACCAAGUAUAGCAGUAUUUGUUCAGAGCACUUUACUCCAGACUGCUUUAAGAGGGAGUGCAACAACAAGUUACUGAAAGAGAACGCUAUACCUACAAUAUUUCUUUGUACUGAACCACAUGACAAGAAGGAAGAUCUUCUGGAGCCACAAGAACAGCUCCCCCCACCUCCCCUAACACCUCCGGUUUCCCAGGUUGAUGCUGCUAUUGGAUUACUAAUGCCUCCUCUUCAGACCCCUGAUAAUCUCUCCGUUUUCUGUGACCACAACUAUACUGUGGAGGAUACCAUGCACCAAAGGAAAAGGAUUCAUCAGCUAGAACAACAAGUGGAAAAACUCAGAAAGAAACUCAAGACUGCACAGCAACGAUGCAGAAGACAAGAACGACAGUUUGAAAAAUUAAAGGAGGUUGUACAUUUCCAGAAAGAGAAAGAUGACAUGUCAGAGAGAGGUUAUGUGAUUCUACCAAACGACUGCUUUGAAAUAGUGGAAGUACCAGCAUAAAAAAUUAAAUGUAUAUUGAUUUCUAAUGGGGCAAUUCCACAUAGCCUCUUCUAGCCUAAAAAGGAGUUUCACUCGAAAAAGUUAACACUUGAUUACUUGUAUAAAAACCAUUCAGAA
Choloepus didactylus (southern two-toed sloth) is the source of this 882-nucleotide messenger RNA. Its product is annotated as THAP domain-containing protein 1-like. The coding region runs from base 1 to 765 and encodes 254 amino acids. Gene Ontology annotation, molecular function: sequence-specific DNA binding. The transcript has 2 exons. The record is from RefSeq and is a predicted model, not a curated record. Lineage: Eukaryota; Metazoa; Chordata; Mammalia; Pilosa; Megalonychidae.